AAUGUGACCUAAUCAACCCUAAUCUUUUGUCAGAAUACCAACAAAGUUCUCGCCCUCUCUCUCUCCUCUCUCUGAUGUCGAAACCCCCACUGCCUCGAUCUUGCUCUGUCAAGUUUUGAUCUUUGAUUUCCUGGUUCUGCUUUCAAACGUCAGAUAUGCGAACUUCAUUCUAUCGUUAACAUCGACAAUGGAAAAAUCUGUCAACUUGUACGGUAUUUUGAAGGCAAAUGAUCAGCCAACGUGCCCCAGUUAGUACAGCUGGCUUUUUGCGAUGAGAAUGUCCCUCAGGGAGUUUCCAGUCAGAUGCAACAAAAUGACAGUCGUAUUCUUCAUCUCUUUUUUCGCUUCCCAGGAAGCUAAACAUUGGAAUAGUUGACGAUUGCGUUGAAGGAAAUUUCAAACAAGCUGAUUGGAUUGUCAGCUUUUGAUUGUUUUUGUUUGCCACAUGGAGGGCCAGACGUUUGUUGUUGGUCAAGAGUUCCCUGAUGUCAAGGCCUUCAGGAAUGCAAUUAAAGAAGCUGCAAUUGCUCAACACUUCGAGCUUCGUAUCAUAAAAAGUGACCUUAUCCGCUACUUUGCGAAGUGUGCGACAGAUGGUUGUCCAUGGCGCAUCCGUGCUGUGAAGCUUCCUAAUGCCCCAACCUUUACAAUAAGAAGCCUUGAAGGGACACACACUUGUGGUAGAAAUGCACACAAUGGGCACCACCAGGCUUCUGUUGAUUGGAUUGUCAGUUUUAUAGAAGAACGUCUGCGGGAUAACAUUAAUUACAAACCAAAGGAUAUAUUGCAUGAUAUCCAUAAGCAAUAUGGGAUAACUAUACCGUAUAAGCAAGCUUGGCGUGCAAAGGAACGAGGACUUGCUGCGAUUUAUGGCUCUUCUGAGGAAGGAUAUUGCCUUCUUCCGUCAUAUUGUGAGCAAAUAAAGAAGACCAACCCUGGAAGCAUUGCAGAGGUGUUUACCACUGGUGUGGAUCAUCGGUUCCAGCGGUUGUUUGUGUCCUUUUAUGCGUCCAUUUGUGGUUUUUUGAAUGGUUGCUUGCCCAUCGUUGGGCUCGGUGGAAUCCAGCUUAAAAGCAAAUAUCUUGGUACCUUACUCUCUGCAACUUCUUUUGAUGCUGAUGGUGGGUUAUUUCCGCUAGCAUUUGGUGUUGUUGAUGUAGAAACUGAUGAGAGCUGGAUGUGGUUCUUGUCAGAGUUGCAUAAGGCGCUGGAGAUGAACACUGAGAAUAUGCCGGAGCUCACAUUUUUAUCUGAUGGGCACAAGGGCAUUGCAGAUGCAGUAAGAAGAAAAUUCCCCAAUUCAUUACAUGCUUUUUGCAUGCGCCACUUGAGUGAAAGCAUUGGAAAAGAGUUUAAGAACUCUAGGCUUGUUCAUCUUCUAUGGAAUGCUGCAUAUGCCACUACCAUGUUUGGCUUUAAAGAAAAAAUGGCUGAAAUAGAGGAGGUAUCUCCGGAGGCUGCAAAAUGGCUACAACAAUUCCAUCCUUCCCUCUGGGCAUUAGUGUAUUUUGAAGGAACACGUUAUGGUCAUCUCUCAUCAAAUAUUGAGGAGUUCAAUACGUGGAUUCUCGAAGCUCGUGAGCUGCCCAUAAUCCAGGUGAUUGCGACGAUUCAUAUUAGAUUGAUGGCUGAGUUUGAAGAACGGCGUUUUAAGAGUAAUUCUUGGUUUUCUGUACUUGCUCCAUCCGCUGAGAAGCAUAUUUUAGAAGCCAUUGGCCAUGCAUCCACAUAUCAGGUCCUUCGUUCUGAUCAAGUAGAAUUUGAGGUUCUCUCAGCUGACCGAUCAGACAUUGUGAAUAUUGGCACCCGUUGUUGUUCCUGCCGUGAUUGGCAGCUAUAUGGGAUACCGUGUUCCCAUGCUGUGGCUGCCUUCAUCUCCUGUCGAAAAGAUGUAUACGCCUUUACAGAGAAAUAUUUUACCGUUGCAAGUUACCGUGAGGCAUAUGCUGAACAGAUAUACCCUAUCCCUGGAAAAAUUGAAUGGAGAAAGGCAGAUGAGGCUUGUGUGGAUGACGAUACUCGAGUUGUGCGACCUCCUAAGUUUCGUAGACCGCCAGGACGCCCAGAAAAGAAACGAAUUUGUGUAGAGGACCUUAAUCGUGAGAAACAUACUGUGCAUUGUAGUCGGUGUAACCAAACUGGACAUUACAAGACAACUUGCAAAGCAGAGACUUGCAAAGCAGAGAUUAUGGAUAGUAUCGAACAGUUCUAGGUGUCUAAUUUUGUAUUCUAGAGAUCACCUCCUGAACGUUUACUAUAUUUAUAUUACCUUAGUGUAGAAUAGUGUUCCUGUAAUUAUGCCAUACUAGUUAUUCAAAUCAUGUAAAGUAGGAUUUGUCCAUUGUGCCAUUAGACGUACGUGUAAUUGGAAGGACUUCUGAAAUUGCAGAUGUUUCUUGCUAUAAUGAAGUGUUAAAAACCAGCGUAUUUU
This is a messenger RNA of Prunus avium (sweet cherry), 2431 nucleotides long. RefSeq lists its product as uncharacterized. Gene Ontology annotation, molecular function: zinc ion binding. The record is from RefSeq and is a predicted model, not a curated record. NCBI's taxonomy places the organism in Eukaryota, Viridiplantae, Streptophyta, Magnoliopsida, Rosales, Rosaceae.